Molecule: messenger RNA, 511 nt
Organism: Racocetra fulgida
Lineage: Eukaryota; Fungi; Glomeromycota; Glomeromycetes; Diversisporales; Gigasporaceae
Source: the annotation of a GenBank genome assembly
UCAAAAGAACAAGGAAGAUUACGAGUAGAAGAAGUAAAGUCUCGUGCUAACGCUGCCACAAAUAAACAAUUUGCUCAUGUGGAUUUAAAGACUGAGUCCGCUAUGAAUAAGCCUUUAAAACUUAAUGGCGAGUCACAAGAACAAGGAAAAUUACGAGUAUUUGAAGGAAAAUCUCGUGCUGACGUUAUCAAAGCUGCGAAAUAUACCGUGUUUAUAGCAUGGACUGGUUCAAUGACUCAGGAUGGAUUGAAGUCUUUAUUUGGCAUUGACGAGAUUCGAUAUUUACCAAAUAAACAAUUUGCCCAUGUGGAUUUAAAGACUGAGGCCGCUAAGAAAAAGGCUUUGAAACUUAACGGCGAGUCACAAGAGCAAGGAAAAUUGCGAGUAGAAGAAGGAAAACCUCGUAACACAGAAUAUAAUGGACAUCAUAAAUCCAUUUACGGAAUCUCUCGUAAUGAACUUGCUGAAGGUCGCCGAGCUUGGCAAGAAUAUUCACAUCUGCAAACUAUAU